AUGGCAUGCACAAAGGGAAGCAAUGGCAGAAGCAAAAGAACAACGAAAGAGGAUGAGAAAGAUGCACAAUUACCUGCAAUGAUAGCAAAUGACCGAAAGGAAAACAACGACGACGGAGUGCUGAGGGAGAAGAAGAUCAACAAGGCUGUUGCACAAUUUGCUGGUUGCUACGAUCAAGCUAGUCGAAACAUAAAGAGUGGUUCGAACGCUGAUGAUAUAAAGGAGUUGGCUUAUAAACUUUAUUCCACAAAUUAUGGUAAAAAAUUCACUUUUGAGAGGCAUUGGAACAUGCUUAGGUUGGAGCAAAAAUGGAGAAGCCAACUACCUACACAGAGUGGCGGCUCAAAGAGAACCAAGGUUAGUGCAACUGGAGUAUACUCAUCCUCAUCAAAUCCAAAAACACCAUUGGCUGACGAACCUGGUGUGGACUCUCCCGUUUGCCCACAAGGAUCAAAGAAGAGCAAGCGAAAAGGUAAGAAAAAAGUACAAAUAUCUGAAGAUUUUAGCGAAAAGAAAUUAUCGGUUGUUAAAAAAUUAUCUCUCAUGGAAGAUAUUAAGAAUGUUAGAGAAAAGGAACUAAUGGAUAAGGAAAGAGAAAGAGAAAAAGAGAGGAAACAUAGAGCAAAGAUUAUGGCAAUCAAAGAGAAGGAGUUACAAAUUCACGCGGCAAUGAAAGAACAAGAAUUACAAGCUCAAGCGGCAAUAAAAGAACAAGAAUUAUAA
This is a messenger RNA of Arachis stenosperma, 723 nucleotides long. RefSeq names its product glutathione S-transferase T2-like. The record is from RefSeq and is a predicted model, not a curated record. The transcript has 2 exons. NCBI's taxonomy places the organism in Eukaryota, Viridiplantae, Streptophyta, Magnoliopsida, Fabales, Fabaceae. Bases 1 to 723 code for a protein of 240 amino acids.